This is a messenger RNA of Psilocybe cubensis, 2343 nucleotides long. RefSeq names its product LysM domain-containing protein. Bases 1 to 2343 code for a protein of 780 amino acids. Lineage: Eukaryota; Fungi; Basidiomycota; Agaricomycetes; Agaricales; Agrocybaceae. The record is from RefSeq and is a predicted model, not a curated record. The transcript has 5 exons.
AUGGCACUUGGCCCAUAUCUCUUCACUAACGACCUUCCCACUCUCUGCACCGACGAUUGUUUACAUGGACUUGUAUCGUAUCGUGCAGAUGUGGUUUCAGCUUGCGGGAACUACUUAAUCACUGAUACAGGGGGCAACUCGUAUCCCCCAACACUGGCAGUGGACUAUGUUUCUGGUCCUUAUACCGUGCAGUGUCUCAAAGAUCCCGACAGCGGAAAUUUUUGCGGCACUGUCAUUGAAUCUUACAAUACAACGGACGGGCUACUGUCGCUUCCAACAAAUGAAUUAUGCACAUUUUGUACGCUGGAGACUCUGAAUGCAACGUUAUCCAACCCGACUAGCUUUUCGGAUGACCUCGCUGAUAUCCUUUCAAGUGCCAUCAACACGUGUGGGACCGAUUUUGAACAGUAUAAUGUCUCUUCAACGGGCGACCAAGUUGUCAUAUCAACACCGUUUGGGGUCAAUUCUACGACCGCGCCUACUGUUGACUGCACAAUCACCGGACAAAACAUCUCGACGACUGAGGCGACAACCUGUGCGGAUGUAGCUGCCCAAUAUAGCGUGAGCGAGUACGACAUUUUCUCAUCAAAUCCUCUCCUCGACGCCGAUUGCAACAUUGAGUCUGGAACCGUGCUCUGUGUUCCUCAACAAUGUACCACUUAUGUUAUUGCGGUUAACGAUACGUGUCAGUCGGUCGCUCAGCUGGCGGGCACAGUUCCUGGCACAAGUCUCAACGUGACCGCGUCCCAAAUCCAAUCAUUCAAUCCCGACCUCGGAACGUACUGUCAAUUGAUUUCACUUCGUGUGGGGAAAGCAAUCUGCUUGAGUCCAAAUGGCGGGUGGCCUUCGGUAGGGGUGACUAGCGCAGGGAAUCCAUCUGGUACACCUACCGCCGCUGCACCUAUCCCAACCCCCACUGUUAACGGCACAACAUCCGCUUGCGGGAAAUACUACCUUGUACAAGGCGGGGAUAUUUGCCAGACUAUUUGUCUCACCAAUUCCAUCACGUUUAGUGAUUUUCUUACCCUUAAUCCGGGCUCAGAGGUUGACGCCAACUGCACCAAUUUAUGGCUUGGAUAUAACUACUGUGUUGCUCCCUACCCACCAUUCUCAUCCGUAACUGCCGCACCACUCCCCACAACCAAUUAUACAAGCGCUACUAUCUUCAGCUACCCUAUUCCUACGGCGAAUUACACCAUUACCUAUACGUCUAGUCGCGUCACACCUGCUGGAGUUCCAGCUCCAACAAAUAUUGCUAACGGAACACGACCCGUUGCUUGCGGGAGCUAUUACGAUAUACAGACCGGCGAUACCCUCGACUCUGUUUCUGAAUCCGUUGGUGUUGAUGCAUCCCUCCUCGCAACAUGGAAUCUUGAACUCAGCAGUGGUGUUUUACCCCCUGUUGGCUCCGCUAUCUGUGUGACCUUUCCAGAAGGCAAUUACACUUUACUCGCCGCACCGCGUCCCACAAAUACAUAUGCCAAUGCCACCACAGAAUGUGCACAAUACUACACCGUCCAAAAUGGGGAUGGAUGUAGCUCCAUUGAAAGCUCAUUUGCACUUACAAACUCACAAUUUGACCAACUUAAUCCCGGCUUAGCAAGCAGUUGUACGAAUCUCGUCCUCGGGGAUGCUUAUUGUGUUCUCCCUACCGCUCCCUUCUCUUUAUCCAAUUCUACCGGCCUACCGGAUAACGUUGCGCCGGGGACAAUCACUGAUGGAUGCACCACCUACUACACCGUCAAGUCUGGAGAUUCUUGUACUGUGGUGGAGGAUAACUUUAACAUAACCUUGGCGCAAUUCACGACAUGGAAUCCAGAGAUUGACAGCCAGUGCACCAACAUUGAGGUUGGAUUGGCGUAUUGUGUUGCAUCCUCCUCUUCCUCGUCAACUGGUCCGCCCAGUAAUGUUGCGUCAGGGACAAUCACAGAUGGAUGCACUGAUUAUUACACUAUCGUAUCGGGAGACUCUUGCCCUGCUAUUGAAACUAAAUUCAACAUUACUAUGUCACAAAUCACGACGUGGAACCCUGAGAUCAACAGCGAAUGCACGAACAUACAGCUCGGACUCGCAUAUUGUGUUGCAUCCAGCCUGGCCCCACCAACCAGUGGACCUCCCAGUAAUGUAGCAUCCGGGACUGUCACAUCCGGGUGUACAUCAUAUUACACCGUAGUCUCAGGGGACUCCUGCUCCGUCAUCGAGGCUAAAUUUGGCAUCACAUUGGCUCAGUUUACGACAUGGAACCCCGAAAUCAAUAGCCAGUGCACAAAUAUUCAGGUUGGCCUGGCGUAUUCAUCAGAAAAACUACAACCUCUAGCACUUGCGGGAGCUCACUUUCACUAG